Messenger RNA from Scleropages formosus (Asian bonytongue), 1476 nucleotides. RefSeq names its product heterogeneous nuclear ribonucleoprotein A1-like. Gene Ontology annotation, biological process: mRNA splicing, via spliceosome. Bases 96 to 1148 code for a protein of 350 amino acids. Gene Ontology annotation, molecular function: mRNA 3'-UTR binding. The transcript has 11 exons. Gene Ontology annotation, cellular component: catalytic step 2 spliceosome. The record is from RefSeq and is a predicted model, not a curated record. NCBI's taxonomy places the organism in Eukaryota, Metazoa, Chordata, Actinopteri, Osteoglossiformes, Osteoglossidae.
GUGUUCUACAUAUUCUACUGGGUGGGUGGCGACAAACUCUCUGCGCAGUUUUUUUUUUCGUUCCGACUAGAGUUUGCUUUUAACCGGUAUUCAACAUGUCUAAAGAGGCCCCCCGCGAGCCCGAGCAGUUGCGCAAGCUCUUCAUCGGUGGCCUCAGCUUCGAGACGACGGACGACAGCUUGCGGGCCCACUUCGAGCAAUGGGGGACCCUCACAGACUGUGUGGUGAUGAGGGACCCGAACACAAAGAGGUCAAGGGGCUUUGGUUUUGUCACGUACUCAUCAGUGAAAGAGGUUGAUGCCGCCAUGUCUGCUCGCCCCCACAAAGUGGAUGGCAGGGUAGUCGAGCCGAAGAGGGCUGUGUCCAGAGAGGACUCAAACAGGCCAGGUGCCCACAUGACUGUAAAAAAGAUCUUUGUGGGCGGUAUUAAGGAAGAUACGGAAGAGCACCACCUGCGAGACUAUUUUGAACAGUUUGGCAAAAUUGAAGUUAUUGAAAUCAUGACAGACCGGGCCAGUGGGAAAAAGAGGGGCUUUGCAUUUGUUACCUUUGAUGACCAUGAUUCAGUGGACAGGAUUGUCAUUCAGAAGUACCACACUUUGAAUGGCCAUAACUGUGAAGUCAGGAAGGCACUCUCAAAGCAGGAGAUGGCCAGUGCAGGAGUCAACAUGAGGGGCCGUGGUGGAGGACCUAGUAACUUUAGCCGUGGAGGUGGAUAUGGAGGGAAUGACUUUGGACGUGAUGGAUACUUUGGUGGCCGUGGAGGACGAGGUGGCUAUGGAGGCGAUGGAUACAAUGGUUUUGGAGGAGAUAGUGGCUAUGGUGGUGGUCCAGGCUAUGGUGGGAACCGUAGUUAUGGUGGCGGACAGGGAUAUGGCAACCAAGGUGGAUACGGAGGAAAUGGUGGCUAUGAUAACUACAACAAUGGCGGCGGGAGUUUCAGCAGUGGAAACUUUGGAGGCAGCAACUACAAUGACUUUGGCAAUUACAACAACCAGGGUUCUUCAAACUAUGGCCCAAUGAAAGGAGGCAACUUUGGUGGUGGCAGAAACAGUGGCCCAUAUGGUGGUGGUGGUGGGGGUGGUGGUGGCUAUGGCGGCUCCAGUAGCGGAGGCUAUGGCAGCAGCUCAGGAGGGCGAAGGUUCUAAGUGCUGAAGAUUCAGUACUUAGGAGAGGGGAGCGAGAGAAGUGACAGGAAAGCUGCAGGCUUACCCCAUAGAUCUGCUCAGCCUGAGUGUCCUAACAGGUUACAGCUGCCUCAUGAAGAGAUGUACAGUAGAGAGAAAUCAUGAUUUGGAAAUUGUCUGCUCUGAAGCGGGUUUAUUUUAUAGUUGACAUUUGUUUCUGUGAAAAAUGAGCAUUCCGAUGGGUUUUUAUGUAGAUCUUUUUUUUUUUUUCUUUCCACCUCCAUCCCUUGUGGUUUUUAAUGUAACUACAAGAAAUCAAGUUUGAAAUAAACAAUCUUGGUUUUUUUAA